This is a messenger RNA of Cordyceps fumosorosea ARSEF 2679, 2070 nucleotides long. RefSeq names its product phosphoglycerate mutase. Lineage: Eukaryota; Fungi; Ascomycota; Sordariomycetes; Hypocreales; Cordycipitaceae. The transcript is spliced from 2 exons. The record is from RefSeq and is a predicted model, not a curated record. The coding region runs from base 1 to 2070 and encodes 689 amino acids.
AUGGUCGCACCACCCUCACACAUCUUUGUCGUCCGACAUGGAAACCGCCUCGAUGCCGCAGACAAGAAAUGGCACCUCACAUCUCCCACCCCCUACGACCCUCCCCUAACCUUCUCUGGUCUGCAGCAAGCUCGACAAGUCGGCAACUACAUCGGCGGUAUCCUCGAACAGGCCAAGCUCGAGCACGAGGUUAAGAACGAGGCCAAGCCCGGUUUCAAGCGCAGAAGAUUCAGAAUCGUUAUUCAUACCUCUCCUUUCCUCCGAUGUGUCCAGACCUCCGUCGGUAUCAGCUCCGGCCUCGCUCAGCUCCCGGCCGAAUCCAUGUACAAACCCUCCGACAUUAUCGUCCCUCCCCAUGCCGCCAAGGGUCAGACCAACAAGCUGAAGACUGCCGUACUCCGUAUAGACUCCUUCCUCGGCGAAUGGCUCUCUCCGGAAUACUUUGAAAUGAUCACCCCGCCGCCUGGGCCUGCGCUCAUGCUGGGCGGUGCCAAAGCCGAACUCCUACGUCGCGAAGACUACAGCUUCUACAGCUUCGACGAGCCACCACCGCCUCCCCCGCCCACACAAAAGCUAUGGCAGUCACCUAAGCUACGCCCCAUCGACGCGCCUCAAUCCCCCGCCGAGGACAACGGCAGUCCCAUUCUUGGCGUCGCGUCCUUAGCUUCUGCGCUGCCCAGCACCACGACUCCCAAAAAGGGCUACGUCCCCCCGAGGCCCAGUCCCCCGGUUCCCGGUGCUGGCAGCAUACCUGAGGGUAUUGUGGCCCACGCCAGGGAUACUUGUGUCAGUGUAGACUUCCAAUGGGACUCUAUGCGUGAGCCGCUUGACUUUGGCGAUGGCGGCCAGCUCGGAGAGGAGUGGAUUUCCAUGCACAAGCGUUUUAGGAAAGGACUGCGGAAAAUGGUCAACUGGUACGCCAACACCGACAAUGCCGCAGAAAUGGUCACGACUAUGAACUCGGACGGAGACCACACGCUCGACGCCACCGACGAUGAAGAAAUCGAGACUGUCCUGGUUCUCGUAUCGCACGGCGCGGGCUGCAAUGCUCUGAUGGGCGCCAUCACUCACCAACCCGUGCUUAUGGACGUCAGUAUCGCCUCUAUUACCAUGGCCCAGCGACGGCCUCUGGUUGACUACGAGCGACUGCGCGACGAGCUUACCAAGGAAGCCGAGGCCCAGUCCCUGGUCGCCGUCGACGAUCUGUACGAGAUAAGAACAUCUGCUACCACGGAGCAUCUACACUCUACUGCCUCCACGCCCAGCUCCGCAAGAUCUGCCUCGGCAAACAACGCCUGGAAUCCUCACGCGCGUGGCCGCACAUCAACGUUUAGCAACGGCAGCGGUGCAGUCAUCAGCCCAUUCACUUACAACAGCGAUGCCUUCCCCAUGGCAGACGCCCCUACCGCUAGUGCCGCGGUCGAGAAGAUGGCGCGCCGAGAGUCGUCACAAAAGUCGAUCCGGAGCGCCUUCAACGGCGCGGGCAACAUUAUUGCCGCUCGCAGCAAGAGCACGAGAAGCAACAGCAGCAGCUCGAGCCUGAACAACGAGGUCAAGGCUGGACGUCCCCCGAGCUCGAACAGCAACUCCACCGGCCUCUGGGCGCCGGCACCGUCUUCUCUCCGGCUCAUGGACGACAACCUAGACGAGGACUCGAACCCCUUUGACGCGGUCCUGCCCAACUUUGGUAGCUUCAGCGCGGCGCCACCGCCAGCAGCGGCGGAGGAGAAGAAGCUGUCGAUGUUUGCGUCCGACUUCCCGUCCUUCCCCAGCUACAGCACGUCGUCGGGCGGUCCCGUGCACGCGCCGUCGCCGUUUGGCAACUUUGGCGCGGUCGACUCGCCCGGAUCGGUGACGCCGGGGACUCCCAUGUUUGCCGGGCCCAUCAAGCUGCAGACGAGCCUGGACAACAAUGACGUGAUUGGGCCGCCCGAGGAGGUCAUUGCUACGCCCCUGGGCGGCGGCCUCGGCGGACUUUGGGGCCGCCCGACACCGCCAAGCGACGCGGAUAAGUUUCGCGACAUGAGCCACACUAAGCGCCGCUGGACGGUCAACGAACGCCCUCUUUGA